GUGAGUGCAGCGUCCGCCGGCGCCUCUGUCUGUCCCGCCCGCCAUAGACGAUGCAGUCGCUGAGCGCCCGCACCGGGGCCCUCGCCCCCCGCCUCGCCGCCACCUCCCGCACCGUCGCCUCACAGCGCCAGCGCCUGGUGCCGGCACCCGAGCCCGGCCCCGAACACAUCCUCCUCCCGCUACAGCGGCCCUUCCUCAGCCGGGAGUCGCUGCUGGGCCUAGCCCCGAGGAGCGGGCCCGCCGCCGCCGCCACCAUCACCCUUUCAUCAAGAGUUCGAUAUGCACACAGCGAUAUACGUGUUCCCGACUUCUCCGACUACAGACGGCAAGAUGUCCAAGAUUCCAAGAAGUCCUCGCAGAGCAGCAGUGACACCAGGAAAGGCUUCUCCUACUUGCUCACUGGAACCACGGCAGUCAUGGGAGCCUACGCUGCAAAGAGCGUUGUCACCCAGUUCAUCACCAGCAUGAGUGCCUCUGCUGACGUGCUGGCACUGUCCCAGAUCGAAGUGAAGCUGGGGGACAUUCCAGAAGGCAAGAACAUGACCUUCAAGUGGAGAGGCAAGCCCCUCUUUGUCCGCCACCGUUCGCCCAAGGAGGUGGAGAGCGAGCAGGCAGUGAGUCUCUCCGUGCUGCGAGACCCACAGUUAGAUUCCGAUAGAGUCAAGGAUCCACAGUGGAUGAUUCUCAUUGGCGUCUGCACUCACCUGGGCUGUGUCCCAAUCGCCAAUGCAGGUGACUAUGGCGGCUACUACUGCCCCGUCACGGAUCUCACUACGAUGCGUCCGGGAGAAUCAGGAAGGGCCCAGCUCCUCAGAAUAUGGAAGUUCCACCCUACGAGUUUGUCAGCGAGGAUCUCGUGAUCGUCGGCUAAAUCUGUUACCUUUAAGUUGAGCAACUCUCAAUGUUCCUGCUCUUGCUCCAUACUACGGCAAACUGAACAUUUACUGCAUUCAAUCGAUUAUGAUAAUCCUUGUGAUUCUUCUUUUGGGGUGUAAACCAGGCUUGUCUUCAAUAAACCCACUGUACAUUGGCCAGCAA
Molecule: messenger RNA, 1038 nt
Organism: Amblyraja radiata (thorny skate)
Lineage: Eukaryota; Metazoa; Chordata; Chondrichthyes; Rajiformes; Rajidae
Product: cytochrome b-c1 complex subunit Rieske, mitochondrial-like
Exons: 2
Coding region: 51-860 (269 amino acids)
Molecular function (GO): 2 iron, 2 sulfur cluster binding; quinol-cytochrome-c reductase activity
Source: RefSeq, a predicted model, not a curated record